GGCGGAAACUUUGGUUUCCAUGGGGGGGGAAAUCAUCCUGGACAAAAACAAAAAGGCAGCUAGAGAGAGCAAGAAACAAGAAGGGGAAGGAAUAACGGGAACUAGCAAUACUACCAAUAUUGAAAUGACAAUAACAGUGACCGUGUAGAUGUUUGGCUGGAGCUGUCGCUGUAUGUAUGAGCAGUACAGAAAGGCUGUGAUUUCUGCAGUUAGCCGUUAAGCUAACGGCUCAGCCCGGGUCAUUCUGCGCUGUCAGCUACACUGCAUGACGCUACCGCUGCAAACAACACGCCUGCGCCGUUAAAUGACACUCAUUCACCGAUUAUGUAGCGCUGUAUCGUCAAAUUCUCGGGUAAAUAUAUAUUUAUAGGCAUGGCAAACAUUUAAGCACUUAAAUAUUCUCGUUUAUAAGAGCAAAACGGGUCAUUCUCAAGGCCACGGAUGGAACCGGGGCGGCAGCGUGAGAACCCCCCCGGAUCCGGGGAACCCGAGUCAGGGGAGUGGAGAGAGGAGAGCGCCGGGGUGGAGGCUGAGGAGAGGGACGACACCCUGAAAAACAGAAGCGGGGACGGAGGAAACGAGGAAGUUACGAGCAAAACCGAGAACACUGAGGUGGUGGAGAAAGAUAAGCCUGAGUUUGAUGAAGAUGAGGAUCAGUAUGAGGAAGAGCUGGACCCCAGGAUUCAGGAGGAGCUGGAACACUUGAAUCAGGCGAGUGAUGAGAUCAACAGACUGGAACUACAGCUGGACGAAGCGAGAUCCAGCUACAGGAGGAUCCUUACAGACUCGGCACGCAAACUUAACGCCCAGGGCUCUCAGCUGGGAGCCUGCAUUGAAAAAGCAAGACCUUACUAUGAAGCCCGUAGACUCGCUAAAGAGGCUCAACAGGAGACCCAGAAGGCAGCGCUGAGGUACGAGAGGGCUGUCUCCAUGCACACGGCUGCCAGAGAGAUGGUUUAUGUGGCUGAGCAAGGUUUAUUGGCUGACAGGAACACAUUGGACCCUACCUGGCAGGAGAUGCUAAACCACGCCACAGCCAAGGUGAACGAGGCAGAGGAGGAGCGUUUGAGGAGUGAGAGGGAGCACCAGCGUGUCACUCAGCUUUGUCAGGAAGCAGAAGCGCGUGUGCAGACUUUACAGAAGGCUCUUAAGAGAGUCAUUAUCAAGUCCAAGCCUUAUUUUGAGCUCAAGGCUCAGUUCAACCACAUCUUAGAGGAGCACAAGUCCAAAGUCGUUCAGCUGGAGGAACGGGUGGCAAAGGUGAAGACCCGGUAUUCUAUCGCCCUCCGCAACCUUGAGCAAAUCAGCGAGCAGAUCCAUGCGCAAAGGGGGCGCAUUCGUGCAGCCAGAGAGCGCAACAGGGCCCGUGGGGGGCGGAGCUCUCCAGUCGGUGCGGAGUCUGAGGGUAUAAUUCAGGCAGGGGCGUAUGCAGGGGUGGUGGCCAAUCCUUUAAUGGAUAAUGACUGGGCCGAUCAAGAGAAAACCCGGCAGUGGGUAGAGAAACACAGGGAGGCGGGUUGGGGACAAAGAGAGAGAGCGGAGAAGGCGGGGUCAGACUCCAUGUCAGUCAUAAGCCUGCAAACAAUCGCCUCCGACCUGGAGAAGUUCGAUUCUGUGGAGCACUUGGGCGACCUGAGUGAUGUCGGAAGUAUAAUAGGUGAGGAGAAAGAGGCAGAGAGCGAGAGAGGAUUUAGGGCUGAAGACAGAAUAGUAGCAAGAGAGGUGGCAAACCUUUCGAGACAGGAUGCAGAGAAAGGUGCCUCAGGGACAGACAGACAGCAGAGAGAGAGAGAGCGGGAGAGCUUUGUGAAGCAGCACCACAGAAGUGUUAGUUUGUGAGGAAACAGGAAAUUAGAGUUGCCUGUUACUCCACCCCAAUCCUGGCGGGCUAAAGCUUGCCUGCAGGCUUCCAGGCGAGACUCCCAACUGACUACAAAUGAAUCCGACUGAAAACACUCUGUAUUUGCUUAAAGGUGAAGUGUGUAAUUUCAGCGGCACUAGAGGCGUUAAACAGAACUGAAAAGACUAUUUUCAAACAGGUUUCCCCGAAACACUCACCCGUCUGCCAUUGGUUACAUAAACAGAUGGUCCCACCCCCUAACUUAUGCCAUUGGUUGAGCCAAUGUUUCUGCCUGGCUGGUCUGGAGUUUACACUUUUCGGGGAAAUCAACAUACAAAUGGCUUCAUUAUAGUUGCACAUUAGGUUGAGAAUAGGAGAAUGUCGAAAAAAAUUGCACACUUCAUCUUUAAAGGGUUAAUUCUCUUUCGUUCAUCUUCAGAACACAAAUGAAGAUAUUUGAGGUUUGUUCUCACGCAUCAAUCAAGUAUUGUUCUGUUUAUGUUCGCUGAUCAAUGUUAUAUGUGAAUAAAGGCCAAAAUUCAAUCUGGUCAUCAUAAAAAAUGAAAAGUUUCUUUAUGAAACUUUUUGAAGCGACAAAGUGGUAGUUGCAUGGACUGUCAGUGGAGGGACAGAAAUCUGUCUGAUUUUGUUAAAAAUAUCUUUAUUUGUGUUUUGAAGAUGAAUGAAAGACUUAUGGGUUUUGAACAACAUGAGGAUAAGUAAUUGAUGACAAUUUUUUCAUUUUUGGGUAAACUAACCCUUUAAAGGCAUGCAAGCCUGUUUUCACUUGAGAGUAAAAAAAAAAUUAAAGUGGUUGGAUCAAAAUAAGAAAUUGAGCUGCAACUGUGAGAUAUGAAGUCAUAUUGUGAAAUUUAAACUUGCAUUGUGAGGUUUCAAAUCCCAUUGUAAGACAGAAAUUUAAAGUUUAUGAGACAUAAAGUCAAGAUGGGCCUCAUUCAUGAAACUGAGUAAAUUCUGAGUAAUUUGCUUGUUAAAUGGACUUUCCCGAAAACUCUCCUCUGGAUUCACAAGUGCAUUGUAAACCAGAUUUUAUAGUUAAAUGUGUGUAUUUUAAAGAAUUCCAAUGUUGUAAAUAGGCUGCCGUGCACGCUCAUUUACAAUUAGCAUAAUCCUUGCAGAAAUGUAAUGGGUUCAUUGGACUUUUUUUUUCUCAGGUUUGGCUCCAGUAUUGUACAAAUGCAAAAGAGACUACUUAGCCAUAUACUUAAAAAAUAUUCAAUGAAAGUGUUAAUCUUGCAGACAAAUAAUACUGGUGGUUAGAAUAGAUGGACCAUGUAAUGGACUACGUAGCUGUUUUUAAUCAUUUUUAUCAAUGCAAUGUAUUUAACUAAUUGGUUAACUAAUUAAUUUUGCUAUUAGAAAUUCCUAAAUGCAGUUUGUUUAGGAAUUUCAUAUAAUUUCUGACAUAAGUCCAAAAAUUUACAUUGGAGUGGUUUAAUGAACUUCUAACUUCUGUCUGUUGAUGUUUCAUGAAUGAGGCCCAUUGUGAGAUACAAAGUUGCAACUGUAGAUCUAAAGUAACAAUUAAUAGAAACAUUCACAAUUGCAAGAUUUGCAUUUCACGUAAUUCCACAAAAAAUACACCAUCCAUUUGGUGAAAACAGGCUUCCAUAACUAACAACCCUUCCGCACAGUUCAAAUGAGAAGAAAGCUCCUCUAAGGGUGGUGACUAAGAUUCAGAAAUCAUUAUAAUGAAUCCAUUUUCGGACAUAAUAAAUGGAGUAAUCGAGAAGAAAGAGAGUAUUAAAACACUUAAACUGAUUGAUGUGGCAUUAUUGUAACUGCACUAUAGCAGAGGGGGUUCAGAUGUUCUUGGCAAAUUAAUGAAUAACAAUAAGGAGGGGGUUGAUGUGGUAUUUUAGUCAGUCUGCAGGGAUUUGUAGUUCUCACGCUCUGAUCCCAUCUUCUCGGUUACUGUUUCACUAUCGGUCACGGGAACGGGAAAAAAAAGACAGAAAACCACUUCACACAAUAAGAAAGAAAGAAAACUAAUGAGAAAUGCAUUAAACAUUGAAGAUCAAACUCUGUUACCACAGAAAAGAAAAAUACUCUUACAAUAGAGGUCUAUGGGUACUGCUGUACACUUCCCUGAGAGGCUUCCAUUGUUACUUUAUGCACAUUUAGGCUUAGGUGACUGAAAACUGAGUCAAAGUCUUUUCUGUGAUUAUGAAUAUGACACAGAUGCUGUUGAUAGAACUUCACUUGUAUGUUACCUGGAAUUUUCCUUUAUUAAUAUUGUAUUUGGUUCCCAUCUCUGUCUCUCUCAGCAAGUUUAGAUAUUUGGAAUAUUGUUUUCAUUUGGCUGUCAGUUGGUAUUAUUUUGCACAACAUGUUACAUUAAGUUCUAGCUCAUCAAUUUGUGGCAUUUGUGAUAUUUCAGAGCCAGAGUACUGUUUUUAUUGAUUUUGUUCUGUUUGAGAGGUAUUAGAUUUUAGGUCAGUCCGUGAACGAAAGAGGGUCUUGUCUUAGCAGAAAGACAAGAAUAGAACAUGUUUACAAGUUUACGAGUGUCCUGCUGAAAUUUUACAAGAAAAGUUGAGUAAAUAAAACAACAGUGGAAUGACUGAAUGAUGUGUACUUGAUGACGUAACUGUGUUUUGCAUAUACACUUUGAAAUCAUGUAAUGUGCUUGCUGUUUGAACAAACCGUGCUGUGGACAGUACAGUAUUGUUUGCAAGUUUACAUCCUACUCUCCUCUUCUGAAUUUUUUGUUGUUUUGACAUUUUUUUUUAAAUGUAGUUGUUGUAGUUUUUUGUCCACAAACUCGGUAAAUCCAUCCUUCCCCCCCAUCAUAACCUUUUCUGUACAGAUUCCUCACCUCUCUUCAUAGUAAAUAGAUGCUCUGUAGAGUUAAUCCAGUAUGCUGCUGUCUCUCUCCAUUCAUAAGGUCACAUGAACUCUAUGUAUAUACAAGCUGAUGUAUGAUGAAUACAAAUAAUCUUUACGUGACUGAUAACUUAUUCUGUAAAUGUUAAUUUAUUGCACAGUUAGAGAUAUUAAAACUUGAAUUUAACAACUA
Ctenopharyngodon idella (grass carp) is the source of this 4880-nucleotide messenger RNA. RefSeq names its product SH3-binding domain protein 5-like, b (gene sh3bp5lb). Gene Ontology annotation, molecular function: protein kinase inhibitor activity. The record is from RefSeq and is a predicted model, not a curated record. The transcript is spliced from 6 exons. Gene Ontology annotation, cellular component: cytoplasm. The coding region runs from base 442 to 1839 and encodes 465 amino acids. Gene Ontology annotation, biological process: intracellular signal transduction; negative regulation of protein tyrosine kinase activity. Lineage: Eukaryota; Metazoa; Chordata; Actinopteri; Cypriniformes; Xenocyprididae.